Molecule: messenger RNA, 866 nt
Organism: Balaenoptera acutorostrata (minke whale)
Lineage: Eukaryota; Metazoa; Chordata; Mammalia; Artiodactyla; Balaenopteridae
Gene: DYDC1
Product: DPY30 domain containing 1
Exons: 5
Coding region: 196-642 (148 amino acids)
Cellular component (GO): Set1C/COMPASS complex
Source: RefSeq, a predicted model, not a curated record
GAAGAACGGCUCCUGGUGCUGGACUGGGUUCCGGCGGACGGAGGCGGUUUUGACCGUUGGACCUUGCGAGUGGUGUAGGGCUCAGGCGACGUCCAGGCUCCAGAGGCGAGAGAGGGUUAGCUCAGCGCCGGACUCCGUGGGCACCUCUGCGGCUGGGUCCUCCUCCUCGGUGAGGUUUUUAUUUAGCAGUUAGAAAUGGAGUCGGCAUAUCUUCAAAAGAAUCUUGGGACCUGUCUAACUCAAGGUCUUGCAGAGGUGGCAAGGAUGCGUCCAGUGGAUCCAAUAGAAUACUUAGCAUUGUGGAUUUACAAGUAUAAGAACAAUGUGACCGUGGAGCAACGAAGACAAGAGGAAAUGGCCCAGUUGGAGCAUGAAAGAGAAUUAGCUGUGAUGGAGCAGGAAAUGAUGGAGAGACUUAAAGCAGAGGAGCUCCUGUUUCAGCAGCAACAGCUGGCAUUCCAGCUGGAGUUGGAAAUGCAAGAAAAAGAGAGACAGAGAAUAGAAGAACUGCAGAGAGCUCAAGAACAAUUUGAGAAGUGGUUAAGAAUCCGCCUGCCAAUGCAGGGGAUGUGGGUUCGAUCCCUGGUCCAGGAAGAUCCCACAUGCGGUGGAGCAACUAAGCCCAUGCGCCCCAACUACUGAGCCUACGCUCUAGAGCCCAUGAGCCACACUGCUGAGCCCACACGCCGCAGCUGCUGAAGCCCACGCGCCUAGAGCCUGUGCUCCACAAGAGAAGCCACCACAAUGAGAAGCCCGCGCACCGCAACGAGGAGUAACCCCUGCUUGCCGCAACUAAGGAAAGCCCGUGUGCAGCAACGAAGACCCAACGCAGCCAAAAAUAUAUAUAUGUAUGUAUGUUUUUAUUU